AUGGUUGAUAAUGAACAAAGAAAGCAUAAUGAAGAGAAGGAUGAGGCCAUGGAAAAACUAAUGAUCCAACUUGAACUCUUGUCAAAGCAUGUUAUGGGUGCACCCGUAAAAGUAGUAAAUGUUGUAGCAUUAAUAUCUUAUAAAGAUAAUGAAGAAGCAAAGAAGUUGGAUGAGGAAAUUCGUGCUAUCAUAGAUAGUAAGGUUGCAGAAAAGAAAGAUGACCUCGGAGCAUUCACUAUUCUUUGUACAAUUGGGACACAUGAGUUUGCAAGAUCUCUAUGUGACCUUGGUGUGAGCAUCAACUUAAUGCCUUUUGUCAUCUACAAAAAGCUCAGAUUGGAUGCCCCUACAUUGAUCUCUAUGCGACUUUUAAUGGUGUACCGGUCUAUCAAAAUACCGGUGGGAAUUUUGAUUGAUGUCCUUUUUAAAGUGGUCAAGUUUAUACUUUUGGUGGACUUCAUGGUGUUGGAUUGUGAAAUGGACCAAAAGGUACCUGUCAUCCUUGGUCUCCCUUUAUUGUCCACCGAAAGAGCUAUUGUCGAUUUAGAGAUGGGGGAAAUAAAGUUUAGGGUGCAAGAAGAUGAGGUCUCUUUUAAAAUUUACAAGACAAAGAAGCAAACCAUGGAGCUUCAAGUGGUAUCCGUGGUGGAUAUUGAAAGUGAGAAGGUGAACGAGGAGGGACUUAAUGACCCACCUUGA
This is a messenger RNA of Capsicum annuum, 699 nucleotides long. RefSeq lists its product as uncharacterized. The transcript is spliced from 2 exons. Lineage: Eukaryota; Viridiplantae; Streptophyta; Magnoliopsida; Solanales; Solanaceae. The coding region runs from base 1 to 699 and encodes 232 amino acids. The record is from RefSeq and is a predicted model, not a curated record.